CAAAAGAGGAGUAGCCCCCACAAGUCAUGGCAACUUUAAACGCUGUACCUCGUUCUCUCUCGCGAAAUCCAAACUCCGCAAUUAUAACUGUUAAUAACGACCGUCCUUCUAAAAGCAACCAGCGUACACUCUCUCUCAUAGAUCAAUGCACCAAUUUAAAGCAUCUAAAAGAGCUGCAUGCUCAAAUGCUUCGCUCAGGCCUCUUCUUUGACCGUUACUCAGCCAGUAAACUCUUCACAGUGUCGGCUCUUUCAUCCUUCUCCAACCUCGAUUAUGCUCUCAAGGUGUUCGAAGAUAUUACCCAACCAAAUCUCUACACUUGGAACACUCUCAUUCGCGCUUUUGCUUCAAGCCCAGAACCCAUUCUGGGCCUAUUGAUAUUUAUCCGAAUGCUUCAUGAGAGUCUAGAUUUUCCAAAUAAGUUCACUUUCCCUUUUGUUAUCAAAGCUGCUGGAGGGAUUUCUUGUUUGCCUGUUGGGAAAGCUAUUCAUGGGAUGGCUAUUAAGGCUUCACUGGGUUCGAAUUUGUUCAUUUUAAACUCGCUUAUACAUUGUUAUGCUUCUUGUGGAGAUAUGGAUUCAUCCUAUCUGGUGUUUAUGAAUAUUAAUGAGAAGGAUGUUGUUUCUUGGAAUUCGGUUAUUACAGGGUUUGCACAAGGAGGCUUUCCUGAAAAGGCAUUAGAGUUGUUUCAAAGAAUGAAGGCGGAGAAUGUGAGUCCGAAUGAUGUAACAAUGGUGGGUAUUUUGUCUGCCUGCGCAAAGUCGAUGGACUUAGAGUUUGGGAGAUGGGUUUGCCAGUAUAUUGAGAGAAAUGGGAUUAAUGUGAAUUUGACUGUGACUAAUGCGAUGCUUGAUAUGUAUUUGAAAACUGGAAGUAUUUUAGAAGCAAGGAGAUUGUUUGAUAAGAUGGAGGAGAAAGAUAUUUUUUCCUGGACAACCAUGAUUGAUGGCUAUGCAAAAAAGGGAGAUUUUGAUGCAGCUAGGAAUCUUUUUAAUGCCAUGCCGAGAAAAGAUAUAUCUGCAUGGAAUGUGCUAAUUUCUGCUUAUGAACAGAAUGGAAAGCCAAAGGAGGCUUUGGCCAUUUUCCACGAAUUGCAGCUCAGUAAGGCUGCAAAGCCAGAUGAAGUCACACUUGUAAGUACCCUUUCCGCAUGUGCUCAAUUGGGAGCAAUAGAUGUUGGUGACUGGAUCAAUGUUUACAUCAAGAAGCAAGGCAUUAAGUUAAACUGCCAUCUCACAACGUCACUUAUCGAUAUGUAUUCCAAAUGUGGUGAUCUAGAUAAGGCACUUGACAUUUUCUAUUCAGCAGAGAGAAGAGAUGUGUUUGUUUGGAGUGCCAUGAUUGCUGGUUUGGCAAUGCAUGGCCGCGGAACGGAUGCUAUAGAUUUGUUCAUGAAAAUGCAAGAAGCUAAGGUAAAGCCCAAUGUUGUGACAUUUACCAAUUUGUUAUGUGCUUGUAGCCACACAGGAUUAGUGGAUGAAGGGAGGAUGUUUUUUAAUCAAAUGGAGUCUGUUUAUGAUGUUGUUCCUGGAAUCAAGCACUAUGCUUGUAUGGUUGAUACCCUUGGUCGUGCAGGUCUUCUGGAAGAAGCUUUUGAAUUCAUAGAGAAAAUGCCAAUAGCCCCUAGUGCUUCUGUAUGGGGAGCUCUACUAGGAGCCUGUAGAAUCCAUGGGAAUGUCAAGCUUGCUGAAAUGGCUUGUAGCCGUUUGCUGGAAAUAGACCCUGAAAAUCAUGGAGCCUACGUGCUUUUAUCCAAUAUAUAUGCCAAAACAGGGAAAUGGGAAAAUGUUUCUGAAUUAAGGCAGUGUAUGAAAGUUAAUGGAAUUAAGAAAGAACCAGGUUGUAGUUCAAUAGAGGUUGAUGGUGUAAUUCAUGAAUUUCUCGUGGGAGACAAUUCUCAUCCUCUCUGCAAAGAAAUAUACAAAAAGUUGGAUGAGAUUAUUGGUAGAUUAAAAUCUGCCGGUUAUGUGCCCAACGCGUCCCAUGUUCUGCAAUUUGUUGAAGAAGAAGACAUGAAGGAGAAGGCCCUUAACCUUCACAGUGAAAAGCUAGCAAUUGCCUUUGGGCUUAUCAGCGUGGGUCCAUCGCAACCAAUCAGAAUUGUGAAAAAUCUUCGUGUUUGUGGGGACUGUCACUCAGUGGCUAAGCUCAUAUCUAAGCUUUACAAUAGAGAUAUACUAUUAAGAGAUCGAUAUCGAUUCCAUCAUUUUAGUGGAGGGAAUUGCUCAUGUAUGGAUUACUGGUGAACAUGGAGUUGAAGAUUUCUCCUCAGUCUCUAGAAAUGAUAUCAAAUCCUUGCUAAGUUUAUUUCCUGAAGCAGCAGGAUCGAAUUAGAUAUUGCUGGAUGAUAUAAUCACUUGGUGGAGGUGGAGUUGAAAACAAGUCAUAUUGUCAAAAAAUCAAACACUUGUUAGCAUUGUAUCUGAGAUCAUUUCAGCAUUGCAAAAUGAAUGGCUGAAGAUUUGAAACUUUGUAGUAGUGUUCAACAAGGACAGAUCUGCAGUAUAAGUUUAUUGUUAGGAGCAGCAAACUCAGUGAUGAUCACAUAUUAGUGAAAUGAUACUAUGUACUAUUCAAAUUGAACCCUAAAUUUCAUGUAAUUUCAGCAAGUUUUGAGCCAGUAUUUUUCUCUACUAAACUUUAUAUCUCA
This is a messenger RNA of Jatropha curcas, 2650 nucleotides long. It is a transcript of the gene OTP81, whose product is annotated as Tetratricopeptide repeat (TPR)-like superfamily protein. NCBI's taxonomy places the organism in Eukaryota, Viridiplantae, Streptophyta, Magnoliopsida, Malpighiales, Euphorbiaceae. Gene Ontology annotation, molecular function: protein binding; zinc ion binding; RNA binding. The record is from RefSeq and is a predicted model, not a curated record. Gene Ontology annotation, biological process: RNA modification.